Molecule: messenger RNA, 3693 nt
Organism: Schistocerca americana (American grasshopper)
Lineage: Eukaryota; Metazoa; Arthropoda; Insecta; Orthoptera; Acrididae
Gene: CysRS
Product: cysteine--tRNA ligase, cytoplasmic
Exons: 12
Coding region: 291-2522 (743 amino acids)
Biological process (GO): cysteinyl-tRNA aminoacylation
Cellular component (GO): cytoplasm
Molecular function (GO): cysteine-tRNA ligase activity; ATP binding
Source: RefSeq, a predicted model, not a curated record
AAUAUUAUACUGAAUGUAUAGUAGUAUCCUUUUGUCAUUUUUUUCGUUAUCAGCGACGUGAUAGUUGAUAUCAGAGUGAUUGACAACUGUUCUUUGUCUUAUUGGGAGGUUGUACAACUUCCGCAUGUAGUGUGAUGAGCGACUGACUACUAAUCUUGCGUCAUGUGUUCAUGUGUUGCGCUGACGUUACUUUUUAGGUAUUCCGAUAACGUCUGGGAAACGAUUUAUGAGUACUUAGUAUUACGUAUAUUGACAGUAUUGAUCUACACUUUACUGUGCCAACCACCUCCAUGGCUAAACGCACUCAGCCAAAUUGGAAACCACCAGAACUUGCUGAAGGGCCAAAAUUAAGGCUUUACAACAGCCUUACAAGGCAAAAGGAAGUGUUCAUACCUCAAAAUGGACGGGAAAUUAAAUGGUAUAGUUGUGGACCUACGGUCUAUGAUGCAUCACACAUGGGCCACGCCAGGUCAUAUAUCUCAUUUGAUAUUCUUCGCCGUGUACUCUCUAAUUAUUUUGGGUACGAUGUGAAAUAUGUAAUGAACAUUACAGAUAUUGAUGAUAAGAUUAUCAAACGUGCUCGUCAGAAUUACUUGUAUGAACAAUAUGAGUCUGAGAACAAAGAACUUUCACUAAUACUGAAUGAUGUAAAGGGAGUGAUGGAACAGAUGCAAGGGUGGGUUUCUGCUGCAGAAGAUCCUGAUCGAAAAGCAAUGCUUGAGAAAAUGCUUUCUCGUAUGAGUGAUGCAGUAAGUGAUCUCGAAGAUGCAGUAAAAAGAAAUGACAACAUUGCCACUCAGGAAGCACAGAAACUGCUGCUGAAGGAAGCUAGAGAUCCACUUGCAGAAUGGCUGGAUCAACGAGAAGGAGCAUCUGUUAAUGAUAUCUCGAUAUUUGCAAAAUUAUCGCGACACUGGGAGUCUGAAUUUCACAAAGAUAUGGAUGCAUUAAAUGUCCUCCGUCCAAAUGUUCUUACUCGUGUGAGUGAGUAUAUUCCUGAAAUAAUAAAUUAUAUUGAGAAGAUAAUAGCAAAUGGCAUAGCCUAUGAAUCCAAUGGCUCUGUAUAUUUUGAUGUUGCUGCUUUUGAUGCCAGAAAGAACCAUUUUUAUGCAAAAUUGGUUCCUGAAGCAUAUGGGGAUGCAAAGUCACUUCAGGAUGGUGAAGGUGACCUGUGUAUAUCAGAAGAUCGACUGAAAGAGAAACGUUCUGCAAAUGACUUUGCUCUGUGGAAAAAGUCAAAAGCAGGAGAGCCGUGGUGGGACUCACCAUGGGGUCAUGGUCGCCCAGGGUGGCAUAUUGAGUGCUCUGUAAUGGCAUCUAAUAUUCUUGGUGAAUCAAUGGACAUCCACACAGGAGGUGUUGACCUACGUUUCCCACACCAUGACAAUGAGCUAGCCCAGGCUGAGGCCUACUAUGACAAUAGUCACUGGGUCCGAUAUUUUCUACAUUCAGGUCAUUUAACGAUUGCUGGCUGCAAAAUGUCAAAAUCUUUGAAGAAUUUUGUAACAAUACGCGAUGCUUUGAAGAAACAUUCAGCAAGACAACUGAGAUUUGCUUUUCUUCUACAUUCAUGGAAAGACACAUUGGAUUACAGUAGUAAUACCAUGGAAAUGGCUGCACAAUAUGAGAAGAUGCUUAAUGAGUUUUUCCUCACCGUGAAAGAUAUGAGUCGUUGCACUCUCGCAGAAACAAAUUUGGAUUCCUUCCAAAAAUGGAGAGAGGAAGAGCACUCACUCAGUGAAAGAUUCUUGGCAACAAGAGAUGGAGUGCAUGCUGCUUUGUGUGACAAUAUAGACACACGAACAGCAUUGGAUCACGUCCGAGAACUUGUAGCCGUAUGUAAUGUCUAUCAACGAAAUUGCCGUUCUGUGGGACGUGGGAGUAAUUGUGUUCUGUUAUGGGAUAUUGCAAGCUACAUUACAAAACUGAUGAAAAUUUUUGGUACCAUCCCAGAUGAUGCCUCCUUAGGUUUUCCAGCAUCUUCUGUUUCAUCGAGCCAGAAUGUAGAGCAGAUAGUCAUGCCUUACUUGACAAUACUAUCUGAAUUCCGUGACAGUGUAAGGUCAUUAGCACGGCAGUUAAAAGCAUCAUCAAUUUUGUCAGAAUGUGAUAGGCUGAGAGAUGAAAUUUUACCUGAUGUUGGAGUGCGCAUUGAAGAUUUAGAAGGAAGAGCAUCUGCUAUCAAGCUGGUUGAUAGGGAGACACUAUUGGCAGAACGCGAGGCCCGACGAAAGCAGGAGGCAGAGAAGGCUGCAGAAAAGGAGCGAAAAAAGGCUGAAAUGGCAGCUGCUCAGGCAGCAAAAGACGCUCAGCGCAAAAUCCCUCCCUGGGAUAUGUUCAAGCAUGAAACUGAUAAAUAUUCUCAAUUUGAUGAAAAGGGCAUUCCUACCCACGAUAAAGAAGGGAAAGAGCUAAGCAAAGGUCAGAUCAAAAAACUACAGAAGCUUCAACAGGCUCAGGAGAAAAAAUACAAUGAUUAUUUAUCCUCACUCAAAGAGAAUAGUCUUCCAAAUGGACUCUGAUAUUGAAGAAGUAUAAGAAACAGAUAUUUGUAUUUCUGUUCUGUCAUGUGAACUGAUAUUUAUUUAGUGUGUGUUCUUCUGGAGUACCUAAUUUAUUUUUCAUGUUUUUAAUGUAACUGUGUAAAUGUUGUUUGUAAUGAAAGAAUACAAGAGAUAUAGUUAUUUGUCUGUUGCUGACUGAGAGGCAAAAGGAAAAUGUCAAACAACUUGCUGGACUGUGUAUGUAAAGUCUAAUGUGCACAUAGAAAGCUAGGAAUAUCUGUCAGGUAUGUAAAUGUGUCAGUACUGAAAUAUUAGGAGAAGGAAAGCUUAGGAUCUGUUCCUCAAUAGUACUACCACCCAUACUCAACUUUUUAAUUAAAAAAAAAAAAAAAACUUAAAAAUCAAACAUGGAUCAAUGUUGUUGUGGUACUGACAGUUUGACUAUGAUUAGUGAGUGUUGUCCAAAAGUUGAUGCUGUUUUGCUUGACAAGCUUGAAAAUGCUAAAUACAUGCAGUGUAUAUGGAAACCAAAUUAACAGCAAACCUCUUAAUUACUUGCAUUGUAUUUAAUUGUAUCAUUUUUAUGUUUAAUCACUGCCAUAAUUUCAUUUUUAGACUUUUCCAUUCCUUUCUUCUUAUUGUCUCAUGUUCUGAACACACAAAGGAAAAAAAGUCAGUUUAAUUUGUCAGUAUUUAAAACCAUCUGGUUUUAUUAAAAGUGUAUGAUAUUCCUUAUAACCCCAGUUUAUUUGUCAUAGAUGCAAGUAUCAUAUUUUAUGGCACAAAGCCAUUGAAAGGUUUUGUUUAACCAUGAAACAUUAUUGAUCUCUUUAUGCUGUAUAGCUCCUGUGGGGCUUGUACUAAUGAGUAUAUUUUUGUCUUACUGAAGGCAACCAAGAUUAAUAACUUGUUUAUUUGUAAAUAGUUGUAUUUUUAAAUAUUUUGUGAUUGUGUCAACUGCCCUGUGGUUGUAUGCAAGCCACCCACAGUUCAUGAAUUUUUGUGGUGAUGGUUGCAGUUAUAUGUGGGUUAUGUUGAAUGACUUUAAUCUGACAUUUUUAACUUGACUGAUUACACUGAGAGAUUACGAUAUGUGUGUGCCUUUUGAAUAUAUGUAAUUACUGAAAUAAAUGAACUAUGUGCAUUGGAUCAUUUCACUUGUACAUUAAAACUAAAACUAUAGUUUUAA